Molecule: messenger RNA, 2067 nt
Organism: Elephantulus edwardii (Cape elephant shrew)
Lineage: Eukaryota; Metazoa; Chordata; Mammalia; Macroscelidea; Macroscelididae
Gene: TMEM214
Product: transmembrane protein 214
Exons: 17
Coding region: 1-2067 (688 amino acids)
Cellular component (GO): Golgi apparatus; endoplasmic reticulum
Source: RefSeq, a predicted model, not a curated record
AUGGCGGCCAAGACAGCGGCUGGGGGCCGCUGGGAGGUGGUGAAGAAGGGGCGACGGUCUGCGGCCGGCAACAAUAAUAAAGCCAGAGGCGGAGGGGACCGCCGGGCACUCGGGGAGGCCAACGGGGUGUGGAAGUUCGACCUGACGCCUCCAAUCCAGACGACAAGUACACUCUAUGAGUUGGGCUUUGAGAAAAUCAAGAAGCGGCAGAACAAGGAGCAGGUCCCACCCCCCGCAGCGGAGCCUAAGAAACCAGCGAACAAGAAACAACCCAAGAAGGUGGCAGCUGUCACUAACCAGAACCAGAAGCAGGGCCGCUUCCGCAGCUUGGAGGCGGCCAUGAAAGCACUGGACGUGGCAGCCCUGCAGAAGGAACUGGACAAGAGCCAAAGUGUGUUCUCCGGAAACCCCUCCGUGUGGCUGAAGGAUCUGGCCAGCUAUCUCAACUACAAGCUCCAGGCCCCUUUAAGUGAACCCACGUUAAGCCAGCACACCCAUGAUUAUCCCUACAGCCUGGUGAGCCGGGAGCUUCGUGGGAUCAUCCGGGGGCUGCUGGCCAAGGCAGCAGGGUCUCUGGAGCUCUUUUUUGACCACUGUCUGUUCACCAUGUUGCAAGAGCUGGAUAAGACACCAGGUGAAUCGCUCCAUGGUUACCGUAUCUGUAUCCAGGCCAUUCUGCAAGAAAAGCCUAAGAUUGCCACCACAAACCUCAGCAAGUUCCUGGAGCUACUCAGGUCCCACCAGAGCCGACCAGCAAAGUGUCUGACCAUCAUGUGGGCCAUAGGUCAAGCGGGUUUUGCCAGCCUCUCCGAGGGACUGAAAGUGUGGCUGGGGAUCAUGAUGCCUGUGCUGGGAAUCAAGUCUCUGUCUCCCUACGCCAUCGCAUACCUCGAGCGACUGCUCCUGAUGCACCCAAACCUCACCAAGGGCUUCGGAAUGAUUGGCCCCAAGGACUUCUUCCCUCUUCUGGACUUUGCCUAUAUGCCCAACAACUCCCUGACGCCCAGUCUGCAGGAGCAUCUGUGUCAGCUCUACCCUCGACUGAAGGUGCUGGCAUUUGGGGCAAAGCCAGAAUCCACCCUGCAUACCUAUUUCCCCUCCUUCCUGUCCAGAGCCACGCCUAGCUGUCCCGCUGAGAUGAAGAAAGAGCUCCUGAGCAGCCUGACCGAAUGCCUGACUGUGGACCCCCUCAGCGCCAGCGUGUGGAGGCAGCUGUACCCCAAGCAUCUUUCCCAAUCCAGCCUGCUGCUGGACCACCUGCUCAAGUCCCAGGAUCGGAUUCCCAAGAAGGUGUGGAAGUCUUUGCUAGAAAUCAUUCAGUCCUUCAAGCUGACCAACCAGGAGCUGCUCAGGAAGAGCAACUGUAACAACCAGGAUGCGGUCACGUGUGAUGCCGCCUGCAAGGCCUUGCUGCAGCAGUCUCGGGGCCCUCGGCUGCCCUGGACGAGGUUGUUCCUCUUGACGUUAGUGUUUGCUGCAGGCUUCCUGUGCCAUGACUUCCGGUCACACAGCUCCUUCCAAGCCUCUGUCUCUGGCCGGUUGCUUCAGUCAUCUGGUUUCUUGCCUGUUGGUCAACAAGCAUGUGCCAAGCUCUACUCCUACAGCCUGCAAGGCUACAGCUGGCUAGAGGAAGCAGUGCCAGCCUGGAGCUCCUACCUGCUCACUAUGGUGAGGCCCAGCUUGCAGACAGCCUGGACCCAUACCAAUGCCACAGUCGUCUUUCUCUCUUCCCAUUGUGCCCCCCACCUUGCUUGGUUUGGUGACAGUCUCAUCAGUCUUUCCAAGAGAAUACAGACCCAGCUCCCAGACGUCCUGAACCAGCUGCUCUACUCUCUGAAGGAGCUACUGCUCCUUCUCUACCAGAACGUGCUGCUGCCGCUGUGGCACUUGCUGCUUGAGGGCCUGGCCCGAGCCCAGGAGCACUGCCACGAGGUGUGCAGAGGUGAAGUAACGUGGCAGUGCCUGAAGACCCAGCUCAAUGAGGCUGCCCACUGGACCUGGACCUACCUACAGGACAGCAUGGUGGCUUUCCUGGACUGGGCACUUGCCCUGAUAUCACAGCAAUAG